Molecule: messenger RNA, 2757 nt
Organism: Hypomesus transpacificus
Lineage: Eukaryota; Metazoa; Chordata; Actinopteri; Osmeriformes; Osmeridae
Gene: parp3
Product: poly (ADP-ribose) polymerase family, member 3
Cellular component (GO): site of double-strand break
Molecular function (GO): NAD+ poly-ADP-ribosyltransferase activity
Source: RefSeq, a predicted model, not a curated record
GUUUGAACACACCCAGAAGUACUUCGAGUAUCCGCCUUGUGCAUCGUUUAAAUUUCAUAGGGAAUACCUCUUCAAUUUGGUUAUGACUUUGUGUUCGUGACCAAACUAGUUUCAGUCUUGGUAACUCAGUGCGUGUUUCUGCUCGAGUCUCUUGACAGCUGACAGCUCGUGCAGAGUGGCUGUCACUGCACAAGCACCUAAUCGGUUGCGCAGAUAAAAGAGGGUAAUUACAGAGGGAAGAUGGCGCCGAAGAGACGGGCAGCGGCAUCUGCCAAGAAGACAGGGGCUAAAAAGGUGAAGCAGGAGGAACCAGAGAAACCCAAAGACGCCUUCACCUCAGCCAAGGAGGCCCUGAAGGCUGCAGGACCCCAGGUGAAGGCCAAGAAGAUUGACCAACACUGCAAUGUUGAAGGAGAGAUCUACGAGGAUUAUGACUGUAUGCUGAACCAGACCAAUAUCGGUCACAACAACAACAAGUUUUACGUCAUUCAAGUCAUCUUAUCAGAUUCCCAGUACUAUUGUUGGACCCGAUGGGGGAGAGUGGGCGAAUCGGGACAGUCCAACCUGUCUAAACUACCCAACGCAGAAUCAUCCGUCAAAAUGUUUGAGAAAAAGUUUAAAGAGAAAACGAAGAACAACUGGAGUGACCGUGAUAAUUUCCAGUCCCAUCCUGAGUACACCCUGAUUGAAGUGGACGGGGAUGAGGAUGCAGAGGUCAAGGUGGAUACUGUCGAUGGUGCAGCUGUAGCGGUCAGCAGGAACGUCCUUCCAUGCACCCUGGACCAACCCACUCAGAAACUCAUCGACCUCAUUUUCAGCAAUGACAUGUUCAAAGAAGCCAUGGAGAUCAUGAACCUGGACGUCAAGAAGAUGCCACUGGGGAAUCUGAGCAAAUUGCAAAUCGCCAAGGGCUUCGAGGUGUUGGAGGAGAUCGAGGCGGCCUUAACCAGCAGCGGCAGGUCUCGUCCAAAGAGAUCGUCCAACGUGCUGGAGGAGCUCUCGUCCAAGUUCUACACCACCAUCCCACACAACUUUGGCCGCCACAGACCAACCCCCAUCGACAUGAUGGAGAUACUAGAGAAGAAGAAGGAAAUGCUUCUGGUGCUGGCGGACAUCGAAGUUGCCCAGAAACUGAAGGCAGAGACGGAGAAGGCCCAGGAGGAGAUGAAGGUGGAGACUGUUCCCCACCCUCUGAACCAGAACUACGACUCCCUCAAGUGCAGACUCAGCUUACUAGGCCGAGACACUCACGAGUUUAAGGUCAUUAAGACAUACCUUGAUGUCACAGCGGACACAGACCGAAAACCUGUUAUCAUUGAUGUCUGGGAGGUGGACCGUGAGAGCGAGGCGGAGCGCUUCAGGGCGAACGACAGCCUGGACAACCGCCGCCUGCUGUGGCACGGCACCAACGUGGCGGUGGUGGCGGCCAUCUUGAAGAGCGGUCUGAGGAUUAUGCCGCACUCCGGCGGCCGUGUCGGCAGAGGGAUCUACUUCGCCUCGGAGAACUGCAAGUCAGUGGGAUACGUGAGCACCUGUAAAGGGACAGGAGUGAUGUUCCUGAAUGAAGUGAUCCUGGGGAAGGAGCACCACAUCACGUAUGAUAACAGCUCCCUCAGGAAAGCUCCGCAAGGCUACCACAGUGUUGUGGCCCGGGGCAGCGUGGAACCAGACCCCUCUAAGGAUGUCUCCAUCACCCUGGAUGGUAAGAAGGUGAUGGUGCCCCAGGGACCCCCCAUAGAGCAGCCCCAGUUCUCCGGCAGCUCCUUCGAUAACAGCGAGUACCUCAUCUACAACGAGAACCAGUGUCGCAUUCGAUACCUGCUGGAACUCAAGAUCUAGCUGGCAGGACUCAGGCUGAGGGGAUGAGAUCCUCCUCUCUGCUCGACGACACACGGUACAGAUUACGCCGUUAGAAUCUCCCACUGCCUCUCCCUCCCAAACCCAACCAAAGUGUCCUGAAUGUUUAGAAGACGUUUCCCUGUGCCUUUUUCCCGCUCUCCUGGAAGGGCUUGUUUCUCUCCUCACAGAUAUUUCUCAUGUGUGUGUGUGUCACAGUAUCUGCUGUCAGAUUGUACCGCACCACGUGUGUGUGUGUCACAGUAUCUGCUGUCAGAUUGUACCGCACCACGUGUGUGUCACAGUAUCUGCUGUCAGAUUGUACCGCACCACACGUGUGUGUGUGUGUGUGUAUGCAUAUGUACACAGUACCUAUGUUUAAGAAACAUUCUUCAAGGCCUCUCAAUAUUGAAUCUGUCAACUGUCACAUAACGGUUGUGCUUAUUUUGCUCGCUGCACUGUCAGCCCUGCUCCUGUAUAUUAGCUGUAUAACAGCUUAGUCUUGAGUUGACGCUACUGCAAUUUCCACUGGCUUGAGGGAUAUACUGUAUAAUAACCAAAAUGUUGUCUAUGCACGAUGAAUAAUAUUCUAUACAUGACUGUAUAGUGUGAAGUACGUAACGUAGAAGGUUGACCUCCACACAGUAUGUAUAAACUGUAUGCCUUUAAGUUUUUCUUUUUGGAAGUGUAUGAAGGAUGUUUCUGCUAUUAACCGUAUGCAAGGCCCUGAAAGUGUCUGUUAGUGUGCUGCAGUGUCAUGUAGCCUGGGUCAUUUCUCUGUCCUUAGGACCUGUGUUUAGAGCUGGGAAACACUUCCCUGCCUCCCCAGCAGAGGGCGUCUGCAUUAGUGAGCUAGAGAUUGAGGAUGUUGGACGCAAAUCCCUUAUUAUGCAAAACAUUAAAGACAACAAUUAUACUACA